AUGGAGACUCAACUGGCUAGCAGAAGAAGCAGAGCAAGUAUGCAUACAGUUCAUUCUUCCCUCUAGUAGCUGGUCAGAAAUAUCUUGGUAAGAUAUAAUUCAGACUGUGGAUUGGAUAUCAUAAUACAUUACUUAAUCAAGCAGUACCUCAAGAAAUUGAUAAGUGAUCAUUUUAGAAGAAAAUGGCUAGCUCUUCCUCAGCAUCUGAGAUAAAUAACAGCAGCACCAGUCCUGAGCCUGGACCACUAAUGAGACUCCUUCUCAAGGCUAAAGAUCAAAGUCCCAGCCAACCAACACCAUUGGAAAAGAAGGAACCUGAGAAGGAUCUCAACUGGUACCUCCCCUUGUAUAAAGCAUCACUACAAGGUGACUGGGAAAGUGCCAGAGAAUUCUUUAAUCGAGAUCCCGAUGCAGUUACUGCUAAAAUUACUCAUUCUUUGGAGACAGUACUGCACAUUGCAGUUGGGACAGUGAUGGCAAUAAAUUUUGUCAAAGAGUUGUUGGAAUUGAUCCAACCUGAGACUUUGCCAAGUUUGCGAGAUCAAGCCGGUCAGACACCCCUGCACUAUGCUGCCAUAUUUGGCAAUGUUGAGGCUGCAAAGCUACUAGUGAACAGAAGUCCUGCCAUGACUAAUGCUCCAAGCAAUACUGGUUUUCUGCCUAUCCACCUUGCUGCUGGUUAUGCCAACAAGGAUGCGGUUUCAUAUUUAUUAACUGUCACAAGAGACGACAUUCAGCCCAAUCCUUUCAGAGAUGAAUCUGGUGCAGAGCUUCUGAAUCUAAUGAUAAUUGCAGAGUUCUAUGACUUAGCCCUCUAUAUGAUUCAACUCUAUCCGGGGUUGGCUACAGCAAAAUCACCUGCAGGUAACUCUGCAUUGAGCAUAAUUGCUAGAAAGGAUUUGUCAGUUUCAGGUGGAAGUUCAGUCAAAAUUUGGGAAACAUUUCUCUACUCACGUAUGCCAGCAUACUUUUGGAAUCUCUACGAGCACCCAAAAAGAAAGUAUCCAGAUAAUCCAGAUAUUGGCUGCCAAUCAUGUGCAAGAAUCUGCUGCUGCAUUCGAAAGCUCAACUUUUGUGGUUUGUCUGUAGUCCCUUAUUAUGGUCAGAAGUUCAUAGAAGGGUGCCAAAAGUUGCAGGCAGCAUUCUGGAAAAUCAUUGUGAAUUUAGUGCCACAUGUCAGAGAUGCACGAGAGACAAAAUUUAUGCAUCUGCAGGCACUUCAACUUGUUAGAUGCCUGUGCACCGAAGUAUCAAAGUUGGAUUAUGCAACAGCUGCAUCAUUUUUUCAACAGCCAAUCAUUGUUGGGGCAAGUUUUGGGAAUAAUGUGAUUGUUGAAGAGAUUUUGCAUUCGUUUCCGCCAGCAAUUUGGUCAAGGAACCAUGAGGGGCACAAUAUAUUCAUGACGGCUGUUGCCAACCGUAGGGAGGGCAUCUUUAACCUCUUGUAUCAGAUGAGUGGGCAUAAACGGUUGGCUCUGCGUCUUGUAGAUAACAAGAUGAACAACAUCUUGCAUUUGGCUGGUAAGUUAGCACCUACUGCUCAACUUAAUCUUGUAUCUGGUGCAGCGCUACAGAUGCAGCGUGAGCUACAGUGGUACAAGGAAGUGGAAAAACAUGUGCUCCCAGAAUCGAAGGCUCACAAAAACUCCAGUGGAAGAACUCCAGCAGUGGAAUUUUCCGUGGAACACAAAGACUUGGUUAAAGAAGGAGAGAAAUGGAUGAAAGAUGCAGCAAACUCUUGUACGGUUUCAGCAACUCUUAUUGCUACAAUAGCUUUUGCAGCAUCCAUUACUGUGCCUGGGGGCAACAAUGGAGACACUGGCAACCCCAUUUUUUCCAAUGAUCUAGCAUUUAAUAUCUUCGCUGCUGCUGAUGCUCUCUCACUGUUCUCUUCCACUGCUUCCCUCCUAAUGUUUCUGUCCAUCCUCACAGCACGAUAUGCAGAAGUUGAUUUUCUCUACUCCCUUCCUAGGAGGUUAAUAAUAGGUCUUGUCACCCUAUUCAUCUCUAUAACAACCAUGAUGAUAGCCUUUAGUGCCACCAUCUACCUUGUUUUUGGUGAUAAAAGGGCAUGGACAAUUGUCCCAAUAGCUGCAAUUGCUUGUCUUCCUGUGACCUUGUUUGCAACUUUGCAAUUUCCCCUCCUGAUGGACAUGAUUCGAUCCACUUACUGCCCUGGAUGUUUUGGUAAGCGAAGUGAAGAUCUUCUCUUUUAAAUCGAUAAGGUGGCAUCCUGUUUAAUACUUUGUUUCUGUACGUCAAGACUGACUACGAGGCACGGAGAUACGUUGAUUAGCUAAUUACCCAUUACCCAAGAAUGUAUAUUUUUCUCAAGGCGAUUGUCAUUUGCUCAAAGUUGUACGUAUAUCUGUUUGACUGAAUUAUGACAUAUCAAGGAAGAGCAUGUGCAUGUUGCUUGCGAUCAUGAAGCCUUCCUUCUGUCAAGGAUCAUCACCGCUUUUGUCCCAAGAUAUUAUGAGCCUUCAUCGAUUUAGAGGGAACAUUGAGUUUCCUUUCCUCUUGUUGGGAGUCUGUAAGAACAUAGGACCAAAAUGAACAGCUUGUAUGCAGCAUACAAUAGAUUGAUUAUCAGCUAUCCGUCAGAUGAUCCGGGCCAAGGCCGUAUGCCAUAUUACUAUUUUAUCUGAGAAGUUCUCAAUGAUGUGAGAAUUUUCAGUUGUCUUCCAGGUCUUCCGAUAUACAGAGCGGAUGAUCAUGGUACAAAAUGAGAUGACAGGAACCAUCAUGUGCCAUGACAAUGGUAACGAUUCAAGGUUUUAUGAUUGUUUUACCUCGAAAGUUGUCAAAUUGUUUUACCCCGAAAGUUGUCAAACUCUGCAAUAUUUAGCACUUGUUUGGCGGAUCUA
Messenger RNA from Coffea eugenioides, 2867 nucleotides. Its product is annotated as protein ACCELERATED CELL DEATH 6-like. The coding region runs from base 183 to 2216 and encodes 677 amino acids. The record is from RefSeq and is a predicted model, not a curated record. Gene Ontology annotation, molecular function: protein binding. Lineage: Eukaryota; Viridiplantae; Streptophyta; Magnoliopsida; Gentianales; Rubiaceae. The transcript has 7 exons.